AUGGUUUUUAAAGACACUGGAAAGACACCCAUGGAGCCGGAGGUGGCCAUCCACCGGAUUAGAAUUACUCUGACCAGCAGCAAAGUCAAGUCUCUGGAGAAGGUGUGUGCUGACUUGAUACGAGGCGCAAAAGAGAAGAAUCUCAAGGUGAGAGGACCAGUUCGGAUGCCUACCAAGACUCUGAGAAUCACUACAAGGAAAACUCCCUGUGGGGAGGGUUCUAAAACUUGGGACUGAUUUUAGAUGAGGAUCUACAAGCGACUCAUUGACUUGCACAGCCCUUCCGAUAUUGUUAAGCAGAUUACUUCCUUCAGUAUUGAACCAGGAAUUGAGGUUGAAGUCACCAUUGCAGAUGCUUAA
Messenger RNA from Molossus molossus (Pallas's mastiff bat), 360 nucleotides. Its product is annotated as 40S ribosomal protein S20-like. Gene Ontology annotation, cellular component: ribosome; cytosolic small ribosomal subunit. Lineage: Eukaryota; Metazoa; Chordata; Mammalia; Chiroptera; Molossidae. Gene Ontology annotation, molecular function: RNA binding; structural constituent of ribosome. Gene Ontology annotation, biological process: translation. The transcript has a single exon. The record is from RefSeq and is a predicted model, not a curated record.